AUGGGUAGGGGAUCCCAUGAGUCUCUGGUGAUGGUCCACGACGACGAUCAGGUCCUGGAGUCAGUUUGUGCGGCCCGGACCGGAAGAUGCUUUGGGGCGGUAACAUCCUCCACAGCACCAAACAUCUUCGAGAUACCUUUGCACUCGCCAAGGCCGCAGGAACCGUCCGACAUCACGACAGGGAAGGCGAGUGUGAAGAACACCUGGGCCACGCGAAAGAAAACGACCCUCGCCUGGAAGUCUCGUAGUAAACAUCGAGACGAAGGGGAGUGGCGGGGAACACACGAGACCCCGAUAUUGGUCAGCGAUGGACCAAGGUGGCCUGGUGCUUUGACGGUAUGGGUUCAGCGCGACCCAGAGAGAAUUGAUUUCGUCGUCGUUUUCCAAACGCCCGACAGCGUCCAUCCCCUCCCUUCGCCUCCCGAUCCAAAUGUAGCACCUGAAGAACACUGGCGCCUAGGCGACGGCGAGUACCCAUGGCCUACCAGCGGCACGGUUCAUAUUGGACACUCUGGAGCAAGUUCGGGCAAAAUGGGCUGGAAACGAUGUUUGCGACAUGGGAGUCCCUGA
Sodiomyces alkalinus F11 is the source of this 570-nucleotide messenger RNA. RefSeq lists its product as hypothetical. The record is from RefSeq and is a predicted model, not a curated record. Lineage: Eukaryota; Fungi; Ascomycota; Sordariomycetes; Glomerellales; Plectosphaerellaceae. The coding region runs from base 1 to 570 and encodes 189 amino acids. The transcript has 5 exons.